UGAUGUUGGUCCUUCUCCUGCAGGAGUGCGGAAGGCAAGGGCUGCCUUACCACUCUGGUCAAGCGCCUUUGUCUGCCUCUGCUGACCCGGCUGCUCUGUGUUGGCUCUGCAGCAACGUCAGCUAGCUCUGCCCAUAGCGUCUGCUGCGCUCCUGCUGGCUGACGUCAGGAUGCGAUGGCUGUGACCGCCCGGCCGGACGCUCGCCCUUACGCCUCGAGUUCGCCCACAGCCGCUGAGCAACGCAACCACUGCUGCCUGGGCUGCUGCUGCUGCUGCUGCUGCUGCUGCUGCUGCUGCUGCCGCUGCUGCUGCCACUGCUGAUACUGCUGCUGCUGCCGCAUCUCCGGCGUGCGGCUGGAGCCCAUCGCUCCGCACGGCCGGCACCAAGUUAGCCAGGGUGGCUGCAGGCGCGGGAGCACAGCAGGAGCCCUGGAGGUCACAGCAGCGAGGCUGAGGGUGGACGCCAACAAAUACAAAUCCAAGCCAGCUGGGAUUUGUAAUGUCGGUUAACAUUGUAGCCUUUGGAAAUGAAAGAGAUAGGCCCUCUGAGGACAGUCAGCAGCCAAGCCUGAUCUGGAGCUAUCUCAGGAGAAGUGCUCUAGUUUCCCAGAUCGACUGCAGCUUGUCUGCCAGUCACGUUGGAAACCCAGUUUUUACUGAGUACCAAGCCUCUGUGUUUGGAAAUGUCAGACUGGUGGUACGCGACUGUCCUGUCUGGGAUAUAUUUGACAGUGACUGGUACACCUCCAGCAGUCUCAUUGGAGGAGCUGAUAUUAUUGUGGUUAAAUACUCCGUCAAUGAAAAGACUUCGUUUCAAGAACUAAAGGACAGUUAUGUCCCAAUGAUAAAAAAAGCAUUAAACCACUGCUCAGUUCCAGUAAUAAUUUCUGCUAUUGGUGCAAGAAAAAACGGAGUGCCUUGUACCUGCCCCCUGUGCACAUUGGACAGAAGGAGCUGUGUCACCACUGCUGAAGGAGUUCAGCUUGCCAAGGAACUAGGAGCCGCUUACCUUGAGCUGCACACUCUCAAUGACUUCUACAUACAGAAGUACUUUGGAGGCGUGCUGGAAUAUUUUAUAAUCCAAAGUUUGAAUCAGAAGUCAUCUGAAAAAAUGAAGAAAAGGAAAAAGACGCAGAAGUGUCAUCGAGUUCAACCACCUCAGCUUGAACAGCCAGAAAAAAUGCCAAUCUUGAAGGGUGAAGCCUCACACUAUGACGCGGACCUGCACAACCUGCUCUGCUGCUGCCAGUGUGCGGAUGUGGCAUUCUACCCCGAGGACCUCAGCACAGUGGUGGAGGCUCACAAGGUCAUCCUCUGCUCUGUCAGCCACCUCUUCAUGCUGCUUUUCAAGGUGAAGAGCCCUGCAGACAUCUGCGAUGCCUCCAUCAUGCGGACGGCGCAGAGCCUCUUCACAGUGGAGGCAGAGGCUGCCUUCCCGCUGGCGCCCCGUGGCAUCCCACCCUGCGUCCCGCUGGAGAGGGUGGUGGUGAAGGACUCUGCCUUCUGCUCGUGUCUCCCAGACAUCCUCCACUUCAUCUAUUCAGGUGCUUUCCAGUGGGAACGACUAGAAGAGGAUAUAAAAAAGAAGUUGAAGGAUCCAGAAAAAACUGAAAAUGUGCUUGAGAAAGUUAAAUGUGUCCUGAAAACCCCAGGGAAGUUAAACACUAUAAAAGACUGCAGAUCUCAACAGAUGAAACGGCUGUAUAAUACUUCUCUCAGGCUGUUCUUUAAUACACCUGUCCUAGCUGAUGUCAUCUUCAAAAUACAAGAUGCAACUGUACCAGCCCACAGAGCAGUUCUGGUAGCUCGCUGUGAGGUAAUGGCAGCUAUGUUUAAUGGUAAUUAUCUAGAAGCAAAUAGUGUUCUGGUUCCAGUGUAUGGGGUUUCCAAAGACACUUUCCUCUCCUUUCUAGAGUAUCUUUAUACCGACUCCUGCUGCCCAGCUGGUAUUCUCCAAGCUAUGUCUCUCUUGAUCUGUGCAGAGAUGUACCAAGUAAUGAGGCUCCAGCAUAUUUGUGAGCUUUACAUUAUCACACAGCUUCAGAACAUGCCUAGCAGGGAGCUGGCAUCCACAAGUCUCAGUAUUGUUAGCUUGCUCAAAAAAGCUAAGUUUCACAAUUCUGAUUGCCUUUCAACUUGGCUUCUCCAUUUUAUUGCCACUAACUACCUCAUCUUCAGUCAAAAGCCUGAAUUUCAAGAUCUUUCAGUGGAGGAGCGCAGUUUUGUAGAGAUGCACAGAUGGCCUUCCAAUUUGUACCUGAAGCAGCUCGCUGAUUACAGGAACUACAUCCACUCUCAGAAAUGCCAUUGCACAGUAAUGUAAGAGGACUGAGCACACACAAAGUGCAUCGUGACUCAGAAACUUCAGACUGGGAAUUACACAAAGCAUAAAAAUCCUUUCAAGAGCAAAUAAAAUACUUAUCUCCCCUGGAAUACCAUAUGCCAUGCUGUAGCUCACCUACUAGCAUUCCUUGCUUUGGUAAUGGACCACUACUUUUCCAUUAAAGUGUGGAGAAAUGUAUCAUGAAGAUUUAUUUCAAGCACAAGAAUUUCGUAACCAUGGGGAUUAAAUGUAGUACGGGUCAUGUCAUGACUGUCAUGCUGUCAUGUGCUCCUCCUUCUAUCUUCUGCAUUGAUUGUUUUACUGGUUUUCAUGAGUAUUUUUGGCUGCUAAAAGGGCACUGAUUGAAAACAGAUUUUUUUUGUGAGUCAGUAUACAAUAGUACCACAGUAGCAUUGCAGCAAAGCUGAGAAGCCAACUCCUAAGUUCUUUAAAUAUUUCAGAAUCCAAAAAUUUAUGGCAGCUUCUGUUGGUUUGCAAAAUAAAGGGUAGACGUACUAAUCAUUUUAGUUAUGAUUCAUUUUCUACUUCAAGGUAACUCUCUACUUCCUUUUAUGGAACUCUUAUGGUUGUAUGAGUAGAUAUUUUAAUUUCAGAAGAAUGCCUAUGUAUCAACGUAUUCUCUGUUAUUUUCCAAAUAUCUACAAAUUGAAAUAGUGUUUCCUUUCAAUAAAUAGGAGAAGGAGGUCUGUUUUAGUAAUCUGUAGAAUACCUCUGUUAGUGUGUACAUAUUGUGGUUUUCCCCAUGAGGAAGGAAUUCAGGGAGAACCAAGUCCACUCGGAGUGUAUUGACAUGGUACUGGUAGGGACUGGACCAAAAAAGGAGGGAGUUGACAGCCUUGCAUGACUUCGGUGGAAGAAAACUCGCUGGCCCUGGUGACUUUUUGGGAAAAGUGGGUCUCAUAAUCCCACAUACCGCCUGGGGGCUGACAGCACUGAUGUCAGAUUUGCUGGCUGUGGAGGAGGUGACCCUCAUGGGUUUGCCAGUCCGAGAAGGAAUGUCAGCUUUUGGUGGGACUUUGAGCUCAACCUUCCCCAGUGAGGGCUCAGUUUAAACUGAAUUAACAUUCUGUGUUCGUAAGCUAUGCUGUGUGAGACAAACCUGAUUAUCUUUUGCAGCUGUGUGGGUUCUUUCUUGGUUAUAACAGAGAAAUCCUGAAUGUUACCAUGCUCCUUGCCAAUGCUGUUGAGAGUUUUCUUGACUUAAACCACUAAUUUGUUGUACCACUAACUUAUAGGAAUGUAGUAAUAUUAAAUACAAAAUGAACUCAGCCUUUACGCAGGGGUAUCUGUCUGAGCAUAGGUACUUUUCUAUAAAUGAAAUCUUAUCAAGGAGCUAAAUGCUUCAUUAUCAUUCUUGUACUUAUGAUUCUGCUUUGCCUUUAAUUUUGCUAUGCAGUCUGAGCCGAGAAAGACAAAGAAAAGUCACUGGAAAAAAAUUAUUUAGUAUUUCCAGAAUGCCCACAGCAAAUAGCCUCAAAUGUACCUGAAAACUGCAGCUGGGAGAUGAAGAUGGAACAGCAAAUUGCUGGACUUGAUUUUUUUUUUUUUCUCAUAAGAAUUUUUUUCAUAUUUCAGAACAGUUUUCUUGGUAAAUGAUUCUUUUCAGAUUCCGUGCUAGAGUCAUAGGGAUUUUUUAGUUUUGUAUUUUUCCUGGUGAUGUUUUGCAGAGCUUGAGAGGGUAUUUCGUUUUCUAUUUGCUUUUCAUCUGGAGACCCUAAAGAUGAGAUAUCCUUAUCUACAUCUUGCAUAUAGUGAAUGUGAAAUAUAGAGCAUUACACUUUGUUCAAAAUCACUAAAGAAAGCUGAAAACACUAAAGAAAAAAUUGAAUAGGAAAGUUAUAUGUAUGGAACUCAAAUGUGAAAAGGUAAUUUCCUAUAAUUAUAGCAGAAAUUAAAAAUUUAAACUCUACAUUAACUGAAUAUGUGCGAAUAAAGCAGGUUUUUGAAGCAUAAAGUCAUGAACAAAAAUGAGCAUACAGCUGAACUGCAGCUUGCCUGGACACCUGAUAGCAUCCCUGGUGACAGCAUGUUCUUAUACCAGCAGCCAGCUCCAUUGUCAAUAGUAUGGAUUAUUCGUCUGGCACUGACUUCUUGUACUGACACAAAAUCUGCAUGAAUAUUUGUCUGUAUUGCAUGUAGUCCUAAAUUUCUAACUCUUUGAAAGCUUUUCCAGGUUUUUUGCCACAAGUUACUCUGUUGCCAGUAAUUUAAGUAUAGAUAACAAAUAACAAAGUAAUACUUUUAACUUCCUAUAAAGUUUUAUAGACAUUUAAAAAUAGAAAUGGAAAUACAAAUUAAUGGAAAUACAAACACUUUAUAGUCAACCAAAAGAAAUAUUUUGCUAUUAUGUAUUUUAGUCAGUGAUAACUACAGGUUUUAUACAGAGAAGCCAGGCCGUGUAAAAAUAUUAUUUAUUUACAGAUUAAUGCAUGCUACUAUAUGGAAGAGUAAUAGUAAGAACAUCUCUUACUAUUCAGACAAUAAAAGAGCUUGCCAUUUUAACUGAGUAUCCCCAUAAUGCUGUCUGUAUCAGGUGCAGAUGUGCUGUUCUGGCAGACACAGACCAUCUGAAAAGUUUAAAUUCUUGGAAGACUUCUUAUUAUAAAUUCUUGGUUUUAUUGUGUGUGAUGAUUUUCCAUUAAAAUGUGUUUAUCUUAAAGCUAUUUUUAAAACUGAUACUUUAGCAUUCAGAAAUGUGACUGAAAGUAGAUCCUGAUGCUCUGAUGCUUGGUGAGUUGCUGUCAGUAAGGUUUUUUUGUUUUUAGUAGAGGCUUUAGGACCGUAUCUGUCACGGGCAGUCAGGAAUUAGGCCAGUACAGAGUUUGGUAUUUAUGAAUAACUUUGCAA
Molecule: messenger RNA, 5191 nt
Organism: Strigops habroptila (Kakapo)
Lineage: Eukaryota; Metazoa; Chordata; Aves; Psittaciformes; Psittacidae
Gene: RHOBTB3
Product: Rho related BTB domain containing 3
Exons: 12
Coding region: 500-2323 (607 amino acids)
Biological process (GO): proteasome-mediated ubiquitin-dependent protein catabolic process; regulation of proteolysis
Cellular component (GO): cytoplasm
Molecular function (GO): GTP binding; ubiquitin protein ligase binding; GTPase activity
Source: RefSeq, a predicted model, not a curated record